AUGUUGGGACAUAAUAUCCGAGUAGUGGUCGUUUGUGUGAGCAUCGUACUUGCACUUUUCUAUGCCUUUCUUGUUUUGAGAUGGGCUAGGAAAAAGAAGCCUAAAUCCAGUGAUGGAAAAGUGACAACUACAACCCCAGUUUCAUUGCUGGAAGUUAAGGUGACACUUCCUAUGAAGGUAAUUUUUGGGGACAUAACAGUGGCAAAGAAAUAUGAUCCACCAGAAAUGGCUCAGAUUCCAAAAACUAGGCUUGGUGAAGGUACCCUGGGGACUUUGUUUAAGGUUGUUCUUAAAUGUGGGUCAAUUGUCACAAUCCGAAAGAUCAGAGAAGGCCUGAUCACGGAUGCCGUUAAUCUUGACUUGUGGAUUAACUUCUUUGGAGGAAUCCGGGAUGCUUGGCUCUUACCAAUACAUUUCAGUUUUUGGUACGGAGGAGAGGCUUUUAUUCUGUAUGACUAUGUGAUCCUGGGGAGUUUGGAGGAGCUUUUACAUGGCAGCGAAGGGAUUCAGUUCACUCCAUUAAACUGGGGAAUUAGGAAACAGAUAGCAUUGUGUGCAGCACAGGCAGUUGCCUCAAUUCAUAGCCGAGAAACUCCAAAUGGUGAAGCACUUGUUUGUGGGGUGAUUAAGGCUUCGAACAUCUUGAUUCGAAUGGAUUUUUCUGCUUGUCUUUCAAGCUACGAAACGCCUUACCUAGUACCUCAGGAAAAGAUAAUCAAAAGAAACUCUGGCCGUGUGGCGCCUGAACUGAAGAAUCAUCCAGAAAUGUUUACACAGAAGUCUGAUGUUUACAGCUUUGGAAUACUGCUACUAGAGCUAAUCACUGGGAAGAGGCCUUCAGUGACCAACCUGGGAGCGUACAUAAAAGAAAAGAAAAGGAAAGAAGGGCUGAAUAGUAUAUACGAUGAGAAAUUGGGAGAAGUGAAGGAGAACAUGGUCGGAAUGAUUGAAAUUGCCUGGCUUUGCCUGUCACGCAAUCCACAAGAUAGGCCAUCCAUAGAUAAGGUAGUGCAACUGAUCAAGUCUUUGUAA
Theobroma umbraticum is the source of this 1032-nucleotide messenger RNA. RefSeq names its product putative inactive receptor kinase At1g48480. Gene Ontology annotation, molecular function: ATP binding; protein kinase activity. Gene Ontology annotation, biological process: protein phosphorylation. The record is from RefSeq and is a predicted model, not a curated record. Lineage: Eukaryota; Viridiplantae; Streptophyta; Magnoliopsida; Malvales; Malvaceae.